Messenger RNA from Pogona vitticeps (central bearded dragon), 1911 nucleotides. The record is from RefSeq and is a predicted model, not a curated record. NCBI's taxonomy places the organism in Eukaryota, Metazoa, Chordata, Lepidosauria, Squamata, Agamidae.
ACCUCUGUCUCUUCAAUCCCUAGAUUUCAUCUGCGGUAAAGCCGUGUGCAAGAGUACAGACCAGGAAAGGAGAAUGAAGUCUACCGUUGGCAUAGCCAUCCUUUUGGCAGCACUCCAACUAAGCUGGUGCCAGAGGAUCAAAAGCUUGACGGCCUGCUUGAGCGGGCAGAGCCUGCGGGUGGACUGUCGUUACGAGCGGAAGACGGAGAACCCCGUGAACUAUGAGUUCCGCCUGAGCAAAGAUGCCAGCGACGGACUCAUCGUCGCCAGCAACAUGAACGUCGCCAACGCCGCCUAUAAGAGCCGCACGGAAAUCACGACGGACAACAACCUGGUGUGCCUCUACCUCCACGGCUUCACCAACAACGACGAGGGCAUCUACGUCUGCAAGCUGAAGAUCACCAACGAUUAUGGGAUGCAGGCUCGGAAUGUCUCGGUUCUCAAAGACCGGCUGCAGAAAUGUGCCGGCAUGAGUCUCUUGAUCCAGAACACCUCCUGGCUGCUUGUCUUACUCCUCUCCUUGCCUCUGUUGCAAGCCGUGGACUUCAUGUCUCUGUGAAGGAGGAAGGAACCAGGCCAGGCGAGGACAAGGAGAAGAGGGUUGUACAAACGAACCUUAAAAACCGAGCCUUGGAAGGUGGCCCUUUGCUUCUCUUCAGGAAGGAGGUGGCCAGAAGGAGGAGAGUUUGACGCCGAACCCAGAUCGCAUCGCUCAGUAUUAUGUCUUUCUGUUCCUCUCUAUUCUAUCUAUCUCUGUAUCUUAAGAGCUGCAUAGCUAACACGAGUGACUGAUCCGCGCUAACAGCCCCCAUCCCAUGCAAGAAGUACAUCCGAGGGGAAGGGGGGGUGUUGUCAGAAAUGAGGAGUCCUCCGCACACCGUAGAGAAAUAUGACGCAAGCAUGCCAGCAUUUUCUGUGGCGCCACUUCCCCCCACCCCACUCAUACGCCAACCAUGAACGUUGCCAUGGAUCUCAUGUUUCCACCCUCUUCUCCUCCCCACCCCCUCAUAGCCCAAAGCUGGAUGUUGGAGGUACGGCUUCUCACAUCCAUUUUUGUCUUUCGAGAUCAGGUGAGUCCUCGGGCUAGAGACGAAAGGCAGAGGAAGGAUGAAACGCCUCUGGGUGGGUUUUGGGAGAGAGAGAAAUUAAACUAAAAAGGCAUCGGGCAAGUGGCCGUGUAGAAAGUGGGGCGGUUGGCUUUGUCUGGACCACGAACAAUUUUUUUUUUAUGUUAGAGGAUGAUCGACUAGAAAUCUUUCCAUUUUGGACUGGCCGUGAGAGUCUUCCAAUACAAAGAAAGCAACUUCUCUGAGCACCUUGGAGGGGUUUAGAUAACGGUCCACGCGUCCCUUUAUCCCAGGCUGGUGGUCUUUGACCGAGCACAGCCUUCUCUUCCUCUGUGGACACAGGGACGAGGAAUCGUGGUCAACUGGGGAGAGAAAAGGGGGCUACUCUUUGGGAACCAGCCGUGCCCAGUUUCAACCCCAGCUUUCUGAAGGCCUGCUACUAGGUGCCUUUGGCAAGAGGACAGCUGAGAAGGGGAAAACUCAAACCUUCCUGCCUGCCUUUCAGCUGACCAGUGAGCUGAGAAGGGUAGGGUGCUUAUGAUAGAGAGAAGACAAAUGAUGAGAGGGGGCUAGAUUUUUCCAUGCCAGCAAGAUCAGACAUGGAAGAAUAGAAUUCUUGAAUGGACUGGGACCUGAGCAUCCAAAGAAAUCAUGCCUGGAUUCUACCUCACUCCCAAAACAGCACAAAAUCAAAUUAUUUCUCUGCAUUAGUGCAUUUUUAAUACUUAACUAGAAGCAGUUCUGUAUUCUACAUGGUUUAGUUACUGUAUCUCAAGACAGAGGUGAUCUUUUUAUGGGGUUUUCCCCAGCACUUCGAUUAUUCCUUACCAAAAAAAAAAAAAAA